Talaromyces marneffei is the source of this 1446-nucleotide messenger RNA. RefSeq lists its product as uncharacterized. The record is from RefSeq and is a predicted model, not a curated record. The transcript has 3 exons. Lineage: Eukaryota; Fungi; Ascomycota; Eurotiomycetes; Eurotiales; Trichocomaceae. Bases 1 to 1446 code for a protein of 481 amino acids. Gene Ontology annotation, biological process: NAD+ biosynthetic process. Gene Ontology annotation, molecular function: pyridoxal phosphate binding; kynureninase activity. Gene Ontology annotation, cellular component: cytoplasm.
AUGGCCCCCUCAUUGAUAACACCCGUCUCCAGCGCCGAAGAGACAACUGCUAGCAAAGUGACAAUCAGCAAAUUCACACCUCCAUCCUACGCCAGCAACGCCCAAACCCGGGAGUAUGCAGAAUCUCUCGAUAGAACUGACCCUUUGAGUGCUUUCAGGGAGAAAUUCAUCAUCCCUUCAAAAGCGAACUUGAAAGCCACCAAAUUGGCAAAACCAGGGCUUUCGCAAGAUGAGAGUAUUUAUUUCUGUGGAAAUUCUUUAGGGCUUCAGCCCCGCGCUACGAGUAAAUAUCUAGAAGCUCAGCUGGACACAUGGUCUUCGAUUGGAGUUCUUGGUCAUUUCAGAGAUCUUGAGGAUUCGCCGUUGACGUCAUGGCAGCUGCUGGCUGAGCAAGCUGCAGGCGACAUGGCAAGGAUUGUUGGCGCGAAUCCGGAAGAGGUUGCGGCUAUGGGGACGUUGACUGCGAAUUUGCACAUGUUGCUGGCCAGCUUUUAUAAGCCGACGGAGAGCAGGCAUAAGGUUUUGUUGGAUUGGAAGGCUUUUCCUAGUGAUCAUUAUGCGAUCGAGUCCCAAAUUGAGUGGCACGGCCUAAACCCCAAGGAUUCGAUGGUCUUGAUUGGUCCCGAUGAGGGCGAAUAUGUCAUUUCAACCGAGAAGAUUCUGUCAGUUAUUGAUGAGCAUGCCUCAGAAACCGCAUUGCUGUUACUCCCCGGUAUCCAGUACUACAGUGGACAGUAUUUUGAUAUCCCCACAAUCACCAAGCAUGCCCAGUCUCGCGGUAUCGUGGUGGGUUGGGAUCUGGCACAUGCCUAUGCCAAUGUCGAUGUUAAAUUGCACGAUUGGAAUGUCGACUUUGCUGCAUGGUGUACAUACAAGUAUGGAAAUGCCGGUCCAGGAGCAAUUGGUGGUAUUUUCGUACAUGAGCGACAUGGUGUUGUAGACUAUAGCCAGGGAGAGGACAAGCCAGUGUUCCGUCACCGCUUGACUGGUUGGUAUGGAGGUGAUCGAUCAGUAAGAUUCAAAAUGGACAAUAAAUUCAAACCAAUCCCUGGCGCUGGCGGCUUCCAGGUUUCAAACCCAUCUGCUAUCGACUUGGCUGCUUUGUGCUCCUCUCUAUCGGUAUUCAAUAAAACUUCCAUAGCACAGAUUCGAGCCAAGUCUUUAAGAUUGACACAUUAUCUCGAAUAUUUGUUGCUUGCCGGAACAACGGACGAAACGAGGAAGUUCCGUAUUAUUACUCCCUCAGACCCCAAUGCCAGAGGUGCUCAAUUGAGCUUGUUGCUCAAUCCAGGCCUUCUCGAUAAGGUCGCUCAACGAUUGGAAGAUGCUGGUAUCAUUUGCGACAAGAGACAGCCAGAUGUUGUACGAGUAGCUCCUGCACCGUUAUACAACACUUUCACAGAGGUGUGGAUAUUUGUAAAUGAGCUAAAAACAGCUAUUGCAUAG